AUGGCUGUUAAGGAAGCCCCUUCAGAAAGCCCAGCCCUUUGCACUGUGCCAGGAGCAGGGAAGAAAUUCUGAGACGGGGCCCUGCCCACAGGUUUGACACUGAAACAUCGGAACAGAUCCCCCUACAUUAGGUGAAGGGAUUUUGCAUAUGCAAUGAUUAGCUUAUCCCGAGUCAAUCCAGAAGCUGGAUGAGGGUGGGUCUGGCUCAGUCCCACCCAAGGCCUUUAAAAGAGGCCAGACCUGCGCUGGCUUCAGACACACCAGAGGCAGAGAGGGGCAAGCUCAUCCUUGCACCCGCAGCUCCCGACUCCCGUAUUCCACGGGGAAGAGGCAGUGCCAGCUCUCUGUCACCGCCGGACUAGGCUCUGCAGCUGCAGGGAGAAGACUCCCAGGAGAAAACUCAGGAGUAACCAUGCAGGAAGUGAGACAUGAAACUAAAAUUACCGGAAACUCUCAGAUAGUCAAGAAGGAAAAAGAAAAACCGGAAGCACCAUUAGGAAUAAAGCCGUGUCCGGGCCUGUCAGAGUGCUUAGUGAAAUCAUGGAGUCACCAGGAAAUCUGGAGUUUCCUGCAAGAGUGGGAAUCUCUUGAACGUGAGGUGUACUUCAAGGUGAGGAAGAAGAACUACGUAAUAGCUAAAGAAGCUGCCCGGCGUCUCAAGCAGAGGGGCAUAAAGAAGAGCUGGCAGGACUGUCUGCAGAUGCUGACAAACUUGCGGGAUCUGUACUACACCGUCCGUGAGGCCAACGAGAGGCCGAGGAGCGAGCCCUUGCCGUGCCCUUACGGAGACGCCCUGCACAGGAUCAUGGGAUACAGAUGGAAGGCCAACGUCUUCUCAGAUGUGGUUGACCUCCUGCCUCAUGAGUUCCAGCCCCCUGAGUUCCAGCCCCCCCAGUUCCAGCCCCCCCAGUUCCAGCCCCCCCAGUUCCAGCCCCCCCAGUUCCAGCCCCCCCAGUUCCAGCCCCCCCAGUUCCAGCCUCAGGCCUACGGCAUCCCUGUUCCCUUUUCGGGGCAGCUGUGGGCUCCUCCACAUGUGAUCUUCAUGGAGGAUCCUCAGGUACCCGGAUGGCAGCCCUGGAACACCAGCUUUCCAGGGCCAGCUCCAUACCUGGUCCCUGCAUUCCUCCCAGGAGUCCCCAUGCCCCAGCCGCAGUGGUCUGUCGCUACUGACUAA
Messenger RNA from Microcebus murinus (gray mouse lemur), 1174 nucleotides. The record is from RefSeq and is a predicted model, not a curated record. Lineage: Eukaryota; Metazoa; Chordata; Mammalia; Primates; Cheirogaleidae.